Durusdinium trenchii is the source of this 617-nucleotide messenger RNA. Lineage: Eukaryota; Dinophyceae; Suessiales; Symbiodiniaceae. The record is from the annotation of a GenBank genome assembly.
CAAAAUGUCCAACCGGGCCAUUUUGGCUCAAGAGAAGAUGCAUUCCAGGGACCCUCAGUUUUCACAGCGUCUAUUUGCUUUUCAGCUGUCCACGUGACCAUGAUAUCCCCACCGCAGCUUGAGGGGCGCGCGCUCUCGGACGUCAAGUUGGGCGAAGUGCUCGAUGGCAAAGUAGUUGGCGUAGCCAAGAACGCCCUCUUCAUGGACAUUGGCUGCGUGGUGGAGGGACAUUUGACAAAGAUGAAUAUGAAUGGUGAAUCGCCUGAAAGCUACUCGAUGGAUCAGACGGUGAAGGUAAAGAUCACGGAUAUCAAUACAGAGCGCUCUAAAAUUGAACUGUCGUUGGUGUAGAUGACAGUGAGGGCCCGCGGAUUCGGAAACAAGGCGCAUGAAUCCUGUGAACAUUCUGCGGCCGUGAAUGUUUGUGAUUGUUUGCGGCAUGCCUGACACUGACUCCCUACAUUUUGGAAUGAUUUGUUUUUGCAGUUCAUCUCAACAUCCGUACCCCGCAAAAGCUGGGUUGGCCUUUCGGACAUUUUUUUUUUUUUUUGGGCUAAUGCUGGGCUAUGGUUAUAUAGUUAGUGUGCAAGUCCUGCCGCUGCUCACUGCUCACUGAC